GUCAAAUGUUGCCUGGCGGUAGUUGGUUCUUUACUGCAACGUUGUAGUUUAAUUAUUUGAAAGUGUGCAAGUAUUUGAAUUUCACACUUUUUUUUUCAAGAAGUGCACAUCUUAAUCGUCAUGUAGACUGUAUCCCACCACUUAUGUCAGGGAAAUGUAUCUAUACUUCCACUUUCUGUUCGUUCCAUUUGUGCACUAAAACAGAAUUGAUAUUUAGUUUGUUUAUCUAAACUUUAUUUCAAAACGCAAAUAUAUUUUGUCAAAAUAAACUUACAUACGUCAUGACUUUUACUCAGGUGUCAUCAUGGAACAAUGUGUAGCUGAUUGUCUUAAGAGUGAUGACUGUGUGAUGAUUGUAUGGUCGGGCGAAGUUCAAGAAGACGUUAUGCGUGGUCUACAAGUGGCUGUUUCUACAUAUGUUAAGAAGCUGCAGUUCGAAAAUCUGGAGAAAUUCAUGGACAUUUCAACUGUAGAUAGUCAGUUUCACGAUUUUUCUGUCAUACUGUGUGGUUGGCCUAACUCGAUAGGCGUAAACAUACUCAAACUUGGCUUGCUAUCAAACCUUUUAUCCUGUUUGCGACCUGGUGGGCGAUUUUUUGGUCGUGACCUAAUUACGGGUGACUGGGAUUCUUUGAAAAAGAACCUAACUCUUUCUGGGUACAUAAAUCCUUACCAGUUGUCAUGUGAAAACCACUUAAUAUUCAGUGCCUCUGUUCCGUCCAAUUAUACGCAGGGUUCUAGUGUCAAACUUCCGUGGGCUAACAGUGAUGUCGAGGCGGCUUGGGAAAAUGUUGAUAAUACAUCUGACGCCAAUGGAAACAUUAUAAAUACAAAUGCACUUUUACAAAAAUCAGAUUUGAAAACUCCUUUGGCUGUCUGUGGCAAAGACCCUGCUACUGAUUCAGAUGGAAAAAAGAAACGGGCUUGUAAAAACUGUACAUGUGGCUUGGCUGAAAUUGAAGCAGCGGAAGAAGUUAAAUCUGACGUCCCAAUAUCGUCCUGUGGAAAUUGUUAUCUCGGGGAUGCUUUCCGAUGUUCUACAUGCCCUUACCGUGGGCUUCCACCAUUUAAGCCUGGCGAAAGAAUUCUAAUACCGGAUGAUGUUUUGAAAGCUGAUUUGUGA
Schistosoma curassoni is the source of this 1123-nucleotide messenger RNA. The record is from the annotation of a GenBank genome assembly. NCBI's taxonomy places the organism in Eukaryota, Metazoa, Platyhelminthes, Trematoda, Strigeidida, Schistosomatidae.